Molecule: messenger RNA, 1095 nt
Organism: Prorocentrum cordatum
Lineage: Eukaryota; Dinophyceae; Prorocentrales; Prorocentraceae
Source: the annotation of a GenBank genome assembly
AGGUGCUGGAGGUGCCGCUGCCCGAGGAGGACGUUGACGUGCCCCAGGCAGAGCCGCUGCCGGAAAGGCGCGUCCCGUACACGAUGCACGUCCUGUCCCAGUAUCCGGACCACCACCACUUGCCAGCUGAGGGCGCUACCCAGAAGUUCAUCGUGAACAAGAUUCAAGGUGCCUUGGAGAAUACGGAGUCGCUGAUAAAGCACGUGGAGGUGCGCGUGUUGGUCCUGGAGCACUUCCACAAGGUGAAGGCAAAUCACAAGAAGCCUGCACAGGGGGGACCGGUCGACAUGGACAUUGUUUUGCCGGUCGAGGCCCAGGAGCCGAAAACACAGUCGGACGACGGCUACAGGAUGCUCGCGCCCUACCAGGUGAAGGUUGUGAUCAGCCUGAAGAACAAGAAGGAGGUCAUCUUUGCGAAUCCCGAGAAGCACGCGCAAGCGACCAUCACUGAGGCUAUCGACGAAGCUUGUGACGGAAUCCAGCGCUUGAUGCGGGAGGAGAAGGUGAAGGAGGUGCAGAAGCAAAGGCGAGCCCAGAAGGAUCUAGGCACGGAGCAACAGGAGUUGGACGAGUUGGACGACGAGUUGCUUGCGGUCAGCGAGCAGGAGGCGCUCAUCGAGGACGCCGCCAUGGAAGAGUUCUACCAGAAGGUUGAGGCCGUGACCGACAGCGCGGAGUCCGAAGGUGCCGAUGCCGAAGCCCAGGCGCCGCGGGCUCCCACCGCCCCGAGGGCGCAGCAGGCCGCGGCGCCAUCGGGCACGCCGUCGUCCCUGCGGGACCUGCUCCUGUGAGCGACGGCAGCAGGAGCGGUGCCUUGCCCUCCUCCUCUCGGGAUCCAGGUCACCCCCCCUCUGGUGGAUCCUGAACCUCCCAUCCGCAUUCUUGAAGAGGCGGGCGGAUGGGUAGGUACUGGCAGUCGAGGAUGCGAAGGGCGCUGAUCGCCGCGGGCGUGCAUAUACGCCGAUCCUUUUUUUGAGGCCAGGACAGUUUAAUCGUCCGGGCCGAUUUUGCCAGGAAGUCGACCCCCUCACAUAUACGUCAAGUUGAAAACAAGCAGCAGCACAUAUUAAAUCACUACUGAGAACUAUGACUGGC